Molecule: messenger RNA, 13465 nt
Organism: Bacillus rossius redtenbacheri
Lineage: Eukaryota; Metazoa; Arthropoda; Insecta; Phasmatodea; Bacillidae
Exons: 13
Coding region: 160-10938 (3592 amino acids)
Source: RefSeq, a predicted model, not a curated record
CUGCUAAAAUGGACUCAGUAUUAGAGAAAAGCAAAACACAGGACCAUGUUUACAAUCAUUGGGCAGGUUAAGAUGUAAGCAAAUGUUAGUAAUAUAAAAUAAUAAAUAGAAAUAUGCUCAUGAUUUAGAACGUUCUAAGUUUUAAUCCACCAAAUAAAAAUGGAUUCUCUUCUGCCUUCCGAAAUUGCAAGACUUGUGUUGGGAUACUUGGAAGAGGAAUGUGAAGUGGCAUCUCGAAGCCUCCUUCAGAACUGCAGCUACCUUCAGGAAUGCUACCUGAUGGCACAGCAGGGCAGGGCGUACAGCACAAAGCCCUACAACAAGAGCCUGAAACAAAUUCUGGAGGAGUACUGUGCAAUACGAAGUCUCGUGUCGGACCGGCUGAAGAAGCUGCCCGAGAGCUCGGCCUCGUCGCUGACCCAGUGCAGCCUCGUGGAGCAGCUCAGCCACCUGAUGGGACUGUCGCGGUCGGGCCAGACGCUUCUCGUCAGCAUCACCAUGCCUCCGCAGGGCGGCAGCAGUGGUGGCGGAGCGCAGGCAUCGACCACCCCUCCGUUGCUCAGCCAGGGACGGGCCCGGUCGAGGCAGUCCAGCUCGGCCGAGCGGUACAAGCGGCUGUCGGUGCGUUGGCAAGGCGGUGAAGCCCAGCAGUCGUCGUCGCAGGAGGUGGAGCUCGUGACAUCCGUGGAAGCAACUCCGGCAAAAAGUCUGCCAGGAUUCUCCUCCGGGGAAGACGUUGAAUCUGACUGUAACCUCCCGACCCGAACUCUUGAGAACGAGAAGGAAGGCCCCAUCUCUUCACAUUUGGACGACUCUGACAUAAUCACACCUGUUGGCACCGGCAGCUGCACUUCGACCCCAAAACGCAAGACGUCCUGCUCAAAACGGAAGGGAACUCCAUCUACGAAAGGAUCCCCGCAAUGUGUGAGGGGGGUCACAUCAUCAGGACGAAUAAGGCGGAGUUUGUCAGAAGAGGAGCCUAGUGAAAGCAUAGACUUGACUUUCCUGACCCAAGCAUUCCUGGAGAACAAGGAGCUGCACCAGAAGAUUGCAGAGAACAUCAACCGAGUGAUCGCAGCAGAGCAGCCAUCGACGUCGACCGAACCCCGCGCAGAGCCGAGCUGCAGCCACGGCGCGCCGGUCGGUGAGAUCGCUCAGGAGAUGGAUGGAGUCAUCAAGACCAUCGUCGAGAAGACGGAGCAGGACCCUUUGUUCGAGAGGUUCCUCGAUGAUCUGAUAGGCCCAAUUGAUGCCGCUGCGGAUGGUGAGUCGGAGCAAGGGGCAGAGGACAGAGAGGAAAACCUCCCCCACGUGGUAGCAACGACAGAGGCGGGUCAUUACGACACCUUGCCGACGACCAAAGAGUUUGACGUCCCUCUGAAACAGAGGCUCAGGGGUGCGAGGCACAAGAAGGACACUGUUGAAACUCCAGUGAAGCAAAAAGAAAGGUCGGGUAACAAACUAUUGGAGGAAAAAACAAGCAAAAGCUCCCAGCAAAGUAUGGAAACAACAAGUGAAACAGCUUGCCCAGUAUCCUUAGAGCACCAGAAUGCUGUUGCGAUAGAGUCCAUCGUGAAUGCAAACGUUCUCCCUCCAAACAAGCAGUCUCCUCCGGUGUUGACCUUCAACACAACUCUGGGGCACCUGGUUUCCAGCGAGGUGGCUGAUACGAGCCAGGACCACAACACGAUCUUGUCCGCAUCUUGCAUUGACCGUCUCACCAAGGAGGUCGCUUGUCUGCAGAACGACAAGUAUAUCUUUCUUGAUGCAAACGUCUCCCUGCCUUCCUUCGGUGGCAGCUUCAGUCUGGCGCCAGAGACUCCCAAAACUGGGGACAGUGCCAAAUGUGUUACGUCACAACCAACAGCACAUAAUUCAGCGGAAUUUCUGCAUAAACCGUUACGAGGCGGCGGUGGCGGCGAGGUUACGGAUUCAUUGCUUUCGAGAAAUGUGCAACAAACUGUUGCUUGCAGGUUUCCAGUGGAAGUCAGCACCGAAAGCACGAGUACUCAUGUUCCAUCUCAACAGGAUACUGCUGUUUUAUCAGGAGAGCAUAACCCAUUGAUGGAUCCAGGUAAAUUGGUGGGUGAAAAAGUCGUUGGCAGUGCGGAUUCCAUCUUCUCAGCCACGCUUCCGGCAGAUAGUAACAAAGCAGUGUACAGCGUAGUUUCAUUAUCUUCGCAGCCAAACACGGAGAACGUCCAUGGUGGUUUUCCUUUGAGUUUCUCGUCUGCAGCGAAUCACGCGACAAGUUGCAGUGGACCGAAAACAGUUGACUCAAGUACGGCUUCUCUGGUCAGUGCUGGAAGUCAGCAGUCUGUUUGCAGUGUGGUGAACAUGAUGCCACAGCAUAUUGCGAAUAGCUCGAGCCAGCGUUUCCUCUCGGACAGUGCGACAAGUUGUAGUAAAACCUGUUUCUCUGUCUCCAACGCCAAUUUUCUAUCCGGUGUCAACAACGAAACUUCAGAUUUAGUAGUUGGGGGUGCCGGGGAACAUACAGGAACUGUUUGCGACACAUUCGGCAGCUUUCAACAUUCUGGUAGUAGGAACGUUGAGUUAACAGGGAGUUUUUUAACAGAAGGUGGCGGAACAGCGGUUUAUACCCACAUCAGCGAAGCAACCACAAGUGGAGCUUCCUUGCAGCAAGAUCAGAUGUUAUCAGUAAGCAUUUCUGAAGGAGACGGUUCAGUGGUGUCUCAGUCGUGUGCAGGUCAAAUCUUGCCUGUCGGUGGGACUGGGAAAGAAAUUGUCAACCUUUCCCAUCCUCUUACAGAAUCACAGCUGAUGCAAAUGCCGUUGAUUCUCUGUGGAAGUGAGAGGAAUGUACAGUUAAUCAACAUUUUGAAACCUGCUCCAAAUCCACGUGCACCAAUAGUACCAGUUAAUUCACGGAAGAAAGGGUACAUUCCCAUUUUGCCCAAGAAAAAGGAGCGAAGAAUAAUUGGCAAGAAGAUGAUUAUUGUUCCUAGUAGCACAUCACUGGACCAAGAAAACAUCGGACAGCAGUUGGUGAUGAUGCCAUCAACGACAGAGGGGGAUUCGCUAGCUAUGUACUCUUACUCCAUUGCAGAGGAACCUGUUCACUACUCCGACAGUAAUCCAUGUGGUCAGUCUCUGCCAUCGAUUUGCUUGGAAAGUCCCGCUGCAAAAGAUUCCGAAGGGAGGGAACAGCUGCUUGGGGGGCUGAAUCUGCAGGAUUCAGAUAAAAAAGAAUCAGCAAGCGUUUCUGAGCCCGUGAUAAGCCCAACACUAUUGAUACUAAAAGAUGUCACCAAAAAUAAUGUCUCGCCUACUACUGCACAACCUGUAGCUGCAAUUGAAGCCGACGCGUGCGCCUCCAGUGAUAACGUUUCGCAUGACACGUCGACCCAGGAGAUGUUGCCACGUAACACACCCACCGUUUCCUCUGGCUUGAGACACAAGAGUGCAAACUCCCGAAGGCUUAGCCUCAGCACGCCGCGUAGGAAACGCAGCCACAUCCGCACCUUAGAUUUUAACACGCCGCUAAAGCCCACCAGUGUCAGGAAGUCCCACACUUCCCCUAAAGUUUCAGGGAAAGGUCCAUCGCCAUCCAAAUUGUCAAAGUCUGUUCGUAGAAUGAGUCUCUUCAAGUCUCCUCCCAACAGGGUUUGUACGCACAGUGUCACAUCAGAGAAUUGUGACGACUUGGAUGCUAGUGAAAAUAAUGCAGACAUUGCGUGUCCUAUAGCAACGAGGAGCCCGGCUCCAACUCUUUGCGGUAGUUGGGAUAAAGUGACAGGGGCCGGACUGAUCAUCACAGAAAACUCUCCACCAAGAAAAAGAAAUGGCCCAGCUAAAACUAAAGUUGAUUGUGACAAAAAAUAUUUAGAGACAAGCAGCACUGUGUCUCCACAGAGAAAGAAGAAGCCAUUGAACACAUGGGAUUCUGGUCUUCGUGCCCUGCUGAGCCCAAGUUACACAGAUCCAGAGCCUCCUUCCAGGAUUUCAAAAUUGAAAAAAGAGAGGAAAUGCUCAAAGAAAGUUACUGCAGAAGAAGUCAGAAGAAUAGAAAGUGAACUUUGUAAAAGCAAUGAAAAGGAAACCAUGGAUACAUCAUUGGUGGAUAGUGCUGACACUGAUGAAGUUGAACAACCGGAGAAUGGGGUACCACAGAUAUCAAUAGAAAGAGAACUGUCUGUAAAUAAACGGGAAGAUGUUUCACAGACACAAGUAAAACAAGAUCUCAAUGUUUCUAUGCAAAAUAAAAGUACACCAUUGAAAGGAUUGAAAAAAAGAAAAAGUAAACAAAAUUCUCAGUUUUCUUGUGGACUCUGCUGCAGUGAAAGUGAGUUGCCAUCAAAAGGUGAGGCCAAGAAACAGUUGAAAAGUAAUGUUAAGUCACCAUUAGCAAAAAAUAAGUCGACACUGAAAAAUAGUAUUAAGACACCAUUAAAAAUUAAUACCAAGAAACUUCUGAAAAGUAAUGCCAAGACAUCUUUGAAAAGUAAUGUCAAGACACAGCUGAAAGGUAAAACUAAGACACCGCUGAAAAAGACACCUUUCAAAAGUAAAGUCAGCAUGCUAAUAAAAAGUAAGAAUAUUUUGCAAAAACAGUCAAGCCAAAAAACCAAGAUGAAAACAUCCAAUAGAAUUUUGAAGUUGUGUGUGGAAAAGUUGUGUGUGGAAAAGUUGGAUGAAUGUCAUUCAGUUGUUUUAGAACAUAGUGUUAGUAAUGAUGAUUCCCUCAAACCUAAGGAUUUUGAUAGUGCUAUAGUAAAUACAAAAUCGAAUCAUUCUGUAGAAAAGCCUUGUAACACAGAUGAUAAUGUUGUAGUGUUAAAAGGAUUAAAUAUUAAGCCAUCAGACAGUUCUGAAGCAGAAACCAUAACUACCAAUCACAUUAACAACACGGUAGUUGAAAGAAAUAAGUUGUGUGGUAGAAAGCAGAGAAAAAAUCCAACACCUAGUAAAAAUAUCAACAAACUAGUUGAGAAGGAAAAGGAAUGCAUCCCAGACAGUGAAACUAGGAUACCUGUUGGGUUAAUAGCUACUACAGAAAGCACUAUGUCAAAGGUGGUACAGUCACCAACAAAUCUGAGAGCUGCCAAGAGAACUUUAGUGAGGAACAAGUUAAUGGCAGGUAGAAAACUUAAUUUAUCUGAGGAAUGCAGUGAUGUAAAUAGUGACAUGACUGAGACUGCUCCUUCGUGUCCACAAGCUACAGUGCUCGAUACACCAGAGAAAGAAGACGUUAGCACCAAUAUCAAUCUUAUGGUUCCUAUGACACCUCGCAUCAUCAGUCCCAAAAUUGUUGAAGACACUCCAAUAACAAAGCUCAUAAAGGAACAGAUUGCCACCUUUGAAGACACUAUAAUGACUCCACAUUUUCCAUGCACGCCAAAUAUUCCAGUAACGCCAGGGUCACUGGAGACAGAUCUUGCUAAUGGAGCAAGUCCUUCGUCAUAUCCUUCACGUCCUACUGACUACUCUUCGUGUUCUUCAUAUUAUCAGCCUUCAGAUGAUGUGAACCAACCACACAAGUCUCUGGAACAAGUCCUUAUCGACGAGUGCUGCAGAAUGGAAGCAAAUAAAGCUACUAAUGAGUCUGGAAAAGAUGCUGAACAGGCGAGCAGCUCAAAACUGUCACCUGCUGUGAUUGUGACCACCGCACAGCCCAGUGAAUGUUUUUCAAAAGAAGUUAACCAGGAAGCACUGGAACCAAAUGUUUCUCAUGGUGAAAGCACUACAGAAAGUGUACAAGCAAUAGAUCAAAAUGAAGAUACAACUAGAAGAAAAUCAGUGGAGAAAACAACAACCAUUCAGGAAGCCAAACUUGUUGAAAGUUUGACAUUAGAAGACCAAUCAUUAUCAGCGAAAAAUAAUAAUAUGAUUUAUUCAAAAACUGAAGGGACUUCUGAAUUUCCUAAGCAAGUUGAACAAAGGUUUGAAAAAUUAACAGUCCAAGAAGAAAGUGAUCUUGUUAAAUCCCAUAAAAAUAGACUAGUGAACCAGACUAAAACAAGAGAAACAUUGGCAGAAAUUGAAAUAGCAUCACACACAACAGAACUUGGCUGUAAAUCACUUCAAGAUAAAACCGUAUUGAUUGGUCAAGAGGAAAAAGGAAGUGUUCAUCAGUGUCCACCAUCUAAAGACAAUUUAGCAGAAGUUGAAAAAAAUAGAGAUGGUUAUGUUGAUUUUGUAAGUGAAGAAGGAAAUAGCAUUAAUUUUGAUUGCAGAUACGAGCACCAGACUGAAGAUAAAUCUAAAACUAGAGAAAAAGAACAAACAGCUGAAGUAGAAAACAGAAACAUGCAUGAAGCUAUGCAGAAAAAGCUAAUAGAAGAAAAAUGUGAAGAAUCUUUACUUGCAGGUGACUCAGCCUCUAAGAAAACAAAUUAUUUACAACAGUCUUGUUUGCAGUCCUCGGAUAAAACAAAAGAUGUUAGUGGUGUAGAUGAAAGCUGUGCAAGUGGUUCUGAUAAGUAUAGCAAACAAACAGAAGAAAUAUCAUCAGAACACAAAGAAACAGAUAGUUCCUGCGCUAGGACUUCAGUUUAUAGUUUCAAAGAAAAGUGUCAAAAGGAUUCUGAAAAAAGUUUGUUGUGUCAAAAUUUGAAGAGUACCAAAUAUGAUAAACAAGUUGUGAUAAGUUCUUGCAGCUCUGAUUCCUCAUCUUCAGAAGAGUCAUCAAGUAGUGAUGAAGAAAAUACAAAUUUGGUAGAUUCUGCUACAAAAGAUAGUGAGAAAGGUAAAGUGAAGACUCUAGACUCCAGUAAUGAAUCUCAAGUGUUGAGCAAUGAACUCUUUGGCAAUUAUUCAGAGGAAAGUAGUGGAAGUGAGUUAAUUGAUGCCAAAGAUAAAAAACAAAUAGAAGGAGACAUUAAUUCUAGUAAAGACGCUUUACAGCAGGAUACCUUGAAGGAAAAAAAAUUGUCAGAAACAAACACAAAUGUGAUGAUGUCCCCAUUGAACCAAGACCCAGUAACAAAAGUUGUUUUGGGCGUAGUUACUGAGAAUGCUAGUAGCAGUGAUAUCACUCACAGUAAAGAACCACCAGAUGCCUGCCAAACUUUACCUUCUGUUGAUGAUAAAUUGCGAACAGAGCUUCAAGAGAAACUUCUGCGAACUAUAGCAAAACUGAGAGAACCACCACAAAGGGCCAAGAGAAGGAAAAGUUCAGGAGAGUCUUUGAAUAUACAUUGCAUAGAAAACAAUAAAGGAAGCAUUCCUAAAAGGGCAGCAGGAAAAGGAAAACCGGAUAAUAAGAACGAUUUUCUUAAAGAGACUGUAACAGAGAAAAAAAUUAACAAGUUACGCAAACAAGGUGUAAAUGCAAUCGCUGAGAGGCUUCGCAAGCAGCAGCAGGCUGUGGCUCAUUCUGUUUCGAAGUUGGAAAAUUCACAAGCUGAGUCCAAUAACAAAGAAACAUGUGCUCCUACUUCCGAUAUUGAAAUUCAGCUUUCUCGUAUGUAUUGCGAUCUGGAAACAAAUGCAGGUGUUCAGAAUGCUGAUGACACUCUUAAAGCAAAAGAAUCUAGUGAACUUUCACCAGUAAGAAAUUUAGAAGAGAUAUUAUCAAAUAGAGUUGUUGGUGACAAGGACAUUAACACAGGGAAGAGGAGAUUUUCAAAUGUGGAUGGGCAUUCCACAAAAAUAAAAAGCGCUGGUCGGACAGCUGCAAAAUUUCCAAAACUUUCCCUCAGAAACUCUUCAGUGCGGAGCAGUAAAGAACAGAAUAUGUCAGAAGAAAGUAGCAGCAAAGUCUCAGGACACUGUAAGCCCAAUUCAUCAUAUCUUCCAAUCAAUGAAAUAAAUGAUGUAGACAACCAGGCAAAAUGUGUUUCAGAAAAAGUUUCAAAUAAGGAAAGUGAUUUUGCAGACUCUAGUGAAAAUAUAUUAAGGGCUAACUUAACUUCAGAGACAAAUAAGCCAUCUGAACUCGGACCUGCACCAUCAGGCAGUGCCGUACCUCUUCAAGAAUUGGUAGAUGUUAGAUCCACUAGAGAGAGAGAUGACACUAAUUCUGCUUCAACCAAGUCAUCAAGGAUUAAAGGAUCAAAAAAGUCUUUUUCAAAGAAAUCAAAUGGUAAGGCAAUGGCAUCACCUUGCAAAUCAGGCAACAUUAAGGUAUCUUUAAAAACAAAAAACACAUUGUUAACAAAAACUAAACCAACAGUUAGCAUAUCAAAUGAAAAGGACAUAAAAUCUUCAUCUUCGCACAAUUUUCCCAGUAGAACAAAAAAGAAUAAAAAUAUUUCAGACAAAGUAGAGAAAAUAAAAGAUGUACAUAAAUCAUCAAAAGAGAAGGUUUGUAAAAAAACAAGCUCAGUCCUCAAAGAAAAUGCUACAGUAGCACAUACCUCGAAAGAAAAAUGUUCUUCGCUAGAUGCAAGUGAUACCAGUCAAUACAAAGAGUUGGCAGUAAAUUGUUCGAGUUCUAAAUUGAAUAGUCUGUUAGAAACCAUGUCAAAUACUGACAACAAUAAAGUUUCUUCUUUAGAAAGAACUGAUAAUAAUACUUCUCAAGAACACACAAAAGAGAAAAAACAGGAAGCAGUUUUAUCUAAACCACUAGAUUCAGCCAAAGAAAAUUCAUCUAGGAAGCAACAUGAUUCUGAGAAAUUUAUCACUGAAAAGGAAACUAAGUUAGAACCUAAAAAUUCAAUGAUUAGAGAUUUGUCACCAGGAAAAGAAAUUUGUUCAGAUAUACUUUUUGGCACUGAAGAAAAUGCAGGUAAGGAAAAUAGUUGUAAUGACUCUGUAAAAGAACUGGAAAUCCAAGACGAAUGUAGAAUAUCAUCUGGUCAAAAGCAGAAUUCAGUAAUUGAUCAUGAAACUUAUCCUGGUGACUCAAUAGUGUUAGUUGUUGAAAACUCUAAGGCAAGUGAAGAUGUUUUAGUUUCUGAGAAGAAUAAAAGUACAAAACUUUUGCCUGCACAAGACAGUGUCCAAGUACCAUUAGUUCUUGAACAAUCAUCAGCAGAACGUAGCUUAGAAAAUGAAAUUGCAGUUACUAAAGAAGUAAAAAUUUCAACCACUGAGAAAUUAUUUUUUAUUUCGUACAAAAGUAAUGGCCCUCACCAUGACAGCGAACCAUGUCCAUUUGAAUGGAGUGACAGUGCUGUGAAACUGGUGGUGGACGACUUUGAAGUCACGUGUAGCGUAACACCUUUUGUUGAGCUCUUGAACCUAGCACCUAUUUGUGAUGAUGAAUCACCUCCUAAAGAACAUGAUCCGUCUGUUGAGAACUGUAAAAGCCAAGAAGAUGAACUCAUAGGAAGAAAUAAAUCUCACAGUGAAGGUAAUGUUUCAUGUCAGAGCGACAACCAGAAAGUCAUCAAUAAAAAAGAAUUGUCUAGGGUACCUAAGUUAUUAAAUGACCAUAGUUCUGGAAACACAAAAAUGAUUUCGCCUCUUGCCGAUGCAUAUGACGAGGGGGAUAUAAUAGAGAAAUAUUCUAACAAAAAUUUCAGGCAUUCAGAACUUGAUAGGUUGGGAUCUGAAAAAGAUGAAGAGAAGUACAAAGAAAAGAGAAACUCAACUUCUCACUCGAGAACGUAUUAUAAAAGCUCGAUGGACAGGCACAGAAGCAGGUUAGAGUUGAGGGAGAGGGCACAUCCAUCCACCGUUAGUAGUCGCAGCGUAUUCUAUCAUCGGGAAUCAAGUGAACGCCAGCUGUUCCAGGAUUCUGGCUCUUGCCAUGAAAGAAACACAAAGCCCGAAAGCUCUAAGAAUUUUGACGAGUUCUGUGAUGGAAGACGCAGAGUGAAGUACAGCAAGCACGUGUACAGUUCUAGGAGUAGGAGUACAGAGAGACCGCAUUCCUAUGUGAAAAGGAGAGAGGAGGCUUUGGAAGAUCACGAUGUGCGAGGCAGAGAUAGCUACCGUGCGAAGAGCGAAAAACAUUAUGUGCCAGAAUUAUUUUAUGAUGAUGUCAACGAAACACCUGAUUCAAAAUAUGUGAGGCAUAAAGGAAAAGAGAGCUAUUAUUUUCUUAAUAAAAGCAGGGGGGAGGUGCUAGAAGAAAAAAAGCACAGGGGUGAGGUUGUAGAAGAAAGGGAGAUAAGUUACAGGAAAAAGAAGCAACAUCCAAGUUCCGAUGUGGAUGACAGUGAAGAAAGAAUAAAAAACAGAUACUACCAGUAUAGUUCCUCGAGCAGAAAUGCCAAUAUGUUGUCUAUUCACAAGAAAAUCAGGAGUGUUGUGCAUGAUAAGAACUUGAGGAUAAAUCACCCCCCAAAAGUUACAAAGCCAUCAUCAUUAGAACCAAGAAGUAAGGGCUCUAAAGAAGUAACAAAAACACAGCAUAGUAGGCUUGAACCAGAAACUAAAGUCUCAACAAAAAUUAGUCAUGAUAGUUUAUCUGGAGAAAGGAAUGUUGAGAAUUCAUAUCGUUCAAAACUUAUACUUGCUUCAGUUAGAAAACAGAGUGAGCAAAACAGGGUAAAAGUCAUGUCCAAAAAAGAGUUUUUAAGUGGUGAAGUUAGUGAACAGUAUCAUCCUGCAAAAAGUAAAAGAGACAUUUCAGAAGAUUUGAACUUUAGGAAUGAACACGAUGAAUACCAAAGCAACAGUGAUGCAGAACAAGAGAUGCGACACUUCACUUUUGAAAACAGUCCAGCUAAACAGAUGAGUGAUGAUGAUGACGACUUGAUGACUUAUGUGACGGUCGGAUGUCCAUCUACAACACCACAAAUUCACUCUUCAGAGCAAAACCAAAGGCAUGGCAUUGCUUUGAGUGAACUUGGAGUAGACAAAAAACUGUCAUCCAGGGAAAGAAGUGCUUCAAGCAGUAAUUUUGGGAAUGAGGAUAUCCGAAUACUUCCUCCCAAGAAACGAAAAGCGUCAUCAGAGGAAAUGUCAUCAUCUCAUGUUGAAAAAAAAGAGCGCUUGGUGUCUGCAGAUCCUCAGACGUUGCUGAAGAAGGUGGGACUUGAAAAUUUCCUCUCUGUAGUGCACGGUGACACGCAGCGGUAGUUCGAGAGCAGCCCCAUCACUCAAGCUCGUAUCGUUACGAAAAUGUCGCCUGUGAUGCGACUAGAGUGGUAAAGAUUUUGUUGCGUGUGCUGAUAAAGAGAGAUAUUGUGUGCGCAACGUUUUCAUGUUUCUGUGAUAAUGCUUGAAACAAAUGGUUUGUUUAGGUAAAGCACAAAAGAAGGAAAUUUGGGGUUUCCUUCUCCAAAUCCUUUUGUAAAAUGCAAAAAUCUGAAUUUUUGGGUGAAUAUCAUAUAGUACAAAUGCUAGGUCUUAAGAAUUGACAGGUAGUGAAAUUGUAUGGUAUUUGCUUUAAGUGAACAUGCUAUGAUUCUCUCUUGAUGACAAGAACGAAAGUUUGUUUGCCCGAUUUUUGUCAUUGAGGGUGGUCAAACCAAAAGUGACCCGCAGUCAGAAUUCUUUGGUUCAGUUUUUGUUGUUGAUUUUUUGUGCAUAUGUAUGGAUGCACAAGAUGUGCAAGUGUGUAAAUAUAAAAAAAUUUCUGUUAAAAGCUGUAUGAAAAAUUUUCAUUUUUUUAAAGUUGUCUUUUAUUUUUAAUGUUACUAGUAUUUAGAGAUCUUUAUUGGUAUUACAAGUGUUGAAAAACUGAUUAUGUUACUUGCAUCUUCCAACACCAACAAUUCUUAUGUCUGUGAUUUCACAAAACAUCCGCAGACCAAUUAAACCUGUCCUGAAAAGAUGGAAUGGGUGGUAUGUAUUGAUGUCCAGAUCAGCAGAAUAGUUGUUCAUUCUUCCUGCCUCCUGCAAUACAAGUCCUACGAUGUAUCCUCCAUGACAGACAAACAGUAAACAGGUGUUUAUUUAGGUCUAUGGAUUCAUCAGUUCAUGUGUGAACAUAUUUGCAUACGUUGCUGUAUUUUUGCAUAUAUUUAUAGUAGUGGCUGGCACUUACUGUAACUUUUAAAUUUAGUACUUCACUGUGAACUCACAUUUUCUUUAUUAAAUCUUCGAAAACAAUAUCAGUCUAGCACUUAACAUACUAUAUAUGUACUACACACACCAUUAUAUAUUGUAAAAUCACAUGUCAUGGGUGUCAUAGAUAAUUCUUUUUUAUUCGUUCUUAAAAGGAUUUUCAAAAUAACACAAGGAAUCCUGCCAACAUUUUUACAUAUUUGUUUUGUUAGUUAAAUUUUCAUAUACAUUCAAAUAAAUAUUAAUACCAAGAAAUUUGUAAAUUCAAAAUGUGGAUGCAUACUAUCAAAGUGGGCAAAACCAUGCUUUUUUUCCCCUCCAUAAGUAGUUUAAUUUUUUCUUUUAUUUGCAUAGAAUGUAUGGAAGGUUAAAUACAUCGACCAAUGAUUAUUAUUUAACUAAUUUACUCUUUAUGACACAAGUGUAAAGUCGUUCUUAUACCAACAUAUAUUUAAUUCACUUAUCAUGUGUUGGUAUGUCACAAGAAUUUCUUUAUUAUUAAAUGUGCUUGUUUAUUAACAAUUCAGCAUGACUUUUUUUGCGAAUAAAUUCAAACAGCAUUGUCUAAAAAAAAUUAUAAUUACUUGACUGUUGUUACACGAUAAUUAUCAACGCGAAGCCAGUAUGAAAACGUUUUAGAGACAUCAUCCCUCAAAAAAACCCUAUUGUGGACGGUGAUAAGCGCAGUUACAACAAUUUCUCGAGCUGUCAGCUGCUUUCAGUUUCUCUGCACAUGACCUUCCCCCACAUUUUGUCCAGAUUUCUGGAAUCACCAGUUACGAUGCUAGCACUACAUUGUCUGUUUACUUGGCCGGAGGCAGGGAAUGCAUGCAGAAUUAAAAUUUACUUCAUUUUACCAGCUGUUUGGUUAUUCCUGGGUUAUACUACAAUGGUUUUAAUAAUAUGUGUGGGUAAUUUUGUUCUGUGCAAUUGUAGUCAUCAGUAGUUGCAGCUUAAUCGACAGUUUUGUGUAUCAUUGGUAGUGAUCUUGACUCUUAUUGAUAUUCUGUUGUUUGUUAACUAAGGAUAUUUGUUUAUUUGCUCCUUGCAUAUAUGUAAUUAAUAUUUUGUCAUAUUUAAAAAAAAAAACAUAUUUGCCACUGUGCUUUCACUUUUAUUACAUACUUAUAACAAAAGCCAGAAAGAGUGCUUAGUGCGUAGAAUUAUAUUUUUUUUGUAAAUAUGAGCUUGUAGUAUAAUGUAAUGUAAAUAGACUUGUCUUAAGAACAUUGUAUAAAAUAUUUUAGGUGCAAACCAGAUUUAUGAGUUCAGAAUUAUGUACUAACUGUCACAUGUUGCAUGAGUUAAUUUUUUUUACAAAGCAUUUCUAUGCAUAUUUGGAAGUUGUAUUUUUCAUACGUAUGUGUAAAAAUUGUAAUUAGAUAGAUUUUUUGUUGUAAUAUAAUGUAAAUAUGUUUAUCGUUGUUGAUAGUUCUAUGGGUAAAAAACUAUUUGUAUGAAAAAUUUAGUAAAAAUUACAACAAAAAACAUGUUUUAUGUAUAUGUCAUUUAUUUGAUAUGUGGUAUUCAUAUACCUACAUAAAUGACAAUAUGUAAAUAUACAUUGUAAUAAAAGCAGGUAAUUUGUUUUAUAGAA